AUGGAAAAACUCUGCAAUGAAAAUGAAGGAAUGCCUGAGAACCAAGGAAAAAUAGAAAACCAAGAACAGCCUUAGGAUGUGGGAAGGCCAGAAACAGCUCUUACUCUGGAAGAAAAGGAGUUAGAAAAUGCGGAAAAGAUAGAAAACAAGAGAAAGGCAGAAGAUGAGGAAAUACUAGAGGAUAAAGAAAAACCAGAGAGUGUGGUAAAGACAAAAAAACGAAAGCCAGAGAGCCAGAGUAAGCCAAAAGAAGAAUGGAAGCCAGCCAGCAAACCAAGGGCUGCAGGAAAGCACCCAGCUGGGGAUGAUAUAACCAGGAAAGCCAAAAGAAAAAACAACAAGGGGCUGGUUCAGUGUCUCAAGGAAUACAAGGAGGCCAUACAUAAUAUGCAUUUGAGCAAUGAGGAGAUGAUAAGAGAAUUUGGCAAGACAGCUAGGAUAGAGGACAAAGUAAAGAAAAUGAGGGAGCGCGGCAUGUAGAUGCAAAAAUAUUUAUAGGAUCCCUUACACCAGAGAGGCCCAAGAGAACUCAGGGUUGGCUGCAGGGCUCAAAAAAGAUGCACCAUCUUUCCACCAGAUCGAGAUAUGAGAGGCUGA
Messenger RNA from Pteropus alecto (black flying fox), 597 nucleotides. Its product is annotated as transcription elongation factor A protein-like 4. The record is from RefSeq and is a predicted model, not a curated record. NCBI's taxonomy places the organism in Eukaryota, Metazoa, Chordata, Mammalia, Chiroptera, Pteropodidae.